Molecule: messenger RNA, 2512 nt
Organism: Scophthalmus maximus (turbot)
Lineage: Eukaryota; Metazoa; Chordata; Actinopteri; Pleuronectiformes; Scophthalmidae
Product: guanine nucleotide-binding protein G(i) subunit alpha-1
Exons: 9
Coding region: 373-1437 (354 amino acids)
Biological process (GO): adenylate cyclase-modulating G protein-coupled receptor signaling pathway
Cellular component (GO): heterotrimeric G-protein complex
Molecular function (GO): G-protein beta/gamma-subunit complex binding; GTP binding; GTPase activity
Source: RefSeq, a predicted model, not a curated record
GCGCAUGCGCACUUCACGGCUAUGUGUUGGAAGAAGAACAGGAAGCGAAUAUUUUCACACUCGGACUUUUGUCUCAUCCUGCCCGCUCGCCUCCGCCGCUCCGUUUUCUCCUCGAUUGAUUCACAGUCGAAGAGGAGAGCCUGCCACCGCGACAGACACACUUUGUGAAGAAGUGAUAUCUUCGGCGUCGUGGCUGCGGGUGCAAGGGCGUGUUUGACUCCGAAGAGCCGAAGAGAACCGACUGCCUCCGCCUCCUCCCUCUCGGAUGCUAGCUUGGUAGCCCCUUUGCAUGUCGCUGCGCCCCUAGUUAAAGUUGCGUCGUAGACUCGAGUCUUAUUCAGUGUAUUUAUUCGGAGGUCAGCGGAGAAGAAGAUGGGAUGUACUCUGAGCACGGACGACAAGGCGGCGCAGGAGCGGAGCAAGAUGAUCGACAGGAACCUGCGGGACGACGGAGAGAAGGCGGCUCGGGAGGUGAAGCUGCUGCUGCUCGGUGCUGGAGAGUCUGGGAAAAGCACGAUUGUUAAACAGAUGAAGAUCAUCCAUGAAGCCGGCUACUCCGAGGAGGAGUGUAAGCAGUACAAGGCUGUGGUCUACAGCAACACCAUCCAGUCCAUCAUCGCCAUCAUCAGAGCUAUGGGUCGCCUCAAGAUCGACUUCGCUGAUCCAGCCAGAGCGGAUGAUGCGCGGCAGCUGUUUGUCCUGGCGGGUUCAGCAGAAGAAGGCUUCAUGACAGGCGAACUUGCCGGGGUCAUCCAGCGGCUGUGGAAGGACGGAGGAGUUCAGGCCUGCUUCAGCCGCUCCCGGGAGUACCAGCUCAACGACUCUGCUGCAUACUACCUUAAUGACUUGGACAGGAUAUCCCACGGUUCUUAUGUACCAACCCAACAGGAUGUGUUGAGGACCAGAGUCAAAACUACUGGUAUUGUAGAAACCCACUUCACUUUCAAGGACCUGCACUUCAAAAUGUUUGAUGUAGGCGGACAGAGAUCAGAGAGGAAGAAGUGGAUCCAUUGUUUCGAGGGAGUCACCGCCAUCAUCUUCUGUGUGGCUCUGAGUGACUAUGACCUGGUGCUGGCUGAGGACGAAGAGAUGAACCGAAUGCACGAGAGCAUGAAGCUCUUCGACUCCAUCUGCAACAACAAGUGGUUCACAGACACCUCCAUCAUCCUCUUCCUCAACAAGAAAGAUCUGUUUGAGGAGAAGAUCAAAAAGAGUCCUCUCACAAUCUGCUACCCAGAAUAUGCAGGGUCCAACACUUACGAGGAGGCAGCCGCUUACAUCCAGUGCCAGUUUGAGGACCUGAACAAGAGAAAGGACACAAAGGAGAUCUACACACACUUCACCUGUGCCACUGACACCAAGAACGUGCAGUUUGUGUUUGAUGCCGUCACUGACGUCAUCAUCAAGAACAACCUGAAGGACUGUGGCCUUUUCUAAAGGCAGCCUGGUGGCCGACCCGACGAAGUGACUUUAUUCAAGGGGAGUCAGACUGGAGGGAUCUUUAGGGACCCUGCUGAGAAUGUCACUUUUAACCCCUUAUUAACUUAUGUUCAUCUCUAAAAGUUUCGAAGACGGUGUAGAAAAAAUGUUUUGUGUAAAAUAUUUGUACAACUGUCUAUGUCCGGGGAUUUUUCACGGUUUUUAAAAUGUGCUUGUUUUACCUUAUUAUCAUUAUUUUUAAUUUUUAUAUAAAAAGGGGGGCCGUCACAUUUUUUUUGGUCCACAAAUGAACACUUUUUGUCUUCUUUUAUUUGUCGGCACCUGUGCCUUGCAUGCCUUAGUUGCCGUGUAUUUUUUUUGUCGUUGGCUUAGAUGUUAGGUUUUUGUAGACGUUGCCAUUCAACUCUUUGCAAGCCCCCGGAGUCCAUAUUAUCCUUUUUAUUUUGUGAUUAUUUUGUUGUUGUCUCAUUCUUCCCCCCCACCUUUUACAAACCAAGCAAGACCAAGUCACUCUGUAGACCAAUUCACUCUGACUCUGACAUACUGUGAGAAUGGGUGUGUGGAUUGCAUGUGUGCUGCGAGCGGGAGCUUUUUGAUUGAGGCCAAAAGCCUGUGUGACUGCGAAUGGUUGUGUGUUUCAGUGUGCACAAUAUAAAAACAAAGGGACUUUAUUCCUCUACUUGUCAUCCUCUUUCAAAGUUUUAUUUUUCUAAGCGACCAAAAAGAAGCUACUCUCUCUAAUUAAUGAGCGUACAUUGUUGGUGCGCUGCCACAAACUGAAACAUUCCUGAUUGAAACAUGAAGUAAAGAGAAGCUUUGAAAAGAGGAUGCCAAUGGCGGCCUUGUAGCAGACAGUAGGACCAUAUAUAGAUUUGUGUUCAGUGUAUAGACAGACAGGUGGCUGGGUACAAGUGCACUGUUAUUGAUUAUGAGCUGUAAUGGUUUCAAGUUACAUAUCCCCCCUAGACCCCCAGCCCUCUGUUUCCAUUGGAUGGGGACAUUAGUUGACUAAUAUACAUGAUUUUGCUAAUAAAAGAGGUGCUGUGGUGAAACCAUGGCAACUUACGCAACA